UUCUCCCUGAAGGCGAGAUGCCACCCAGUGGAAGCCAGUACCAAGCAACUGUAGCGGACCGGAUGAGUUUCCUUACAAGUCAAGACAGUAGUGACUACCAGUCCCUGGAGGCGGGCGGGGAGCUCGGGGGAGGCUCGGAUGCUAAACGUAGGAAAGGCAGCGGCGUCGAGGGCAAGAGUAUUGAGGAGGAGCUGUGUCGUAUCUGCGGUGACAGGGCUUCAGGCUAUCACUAUAACGCCCUCAGCUGUGAGGGCUGCAAAGGAUUUUUUAGACGCAGCAUCACAAAAACUGCAGCCUAUGUGUGCAAGUAUGGUGGAAAUUGUGAGAUGGAUAUGUGGAUGCGUCGCAAGUGUCAGGCUUGCCGGUUGCGGAGAUGCCGCGAGGUUGGCAUGAAAGAAGAAUGCUUACUGUCAGAUGAUCAAUGUAAGGCUAGAGAUGCCAGACGCAAGGCCAAGCAGAAGUAUGUCCCCAAGAAAGAAGUACACAGCCCUGACAGCUAUGAGCACAGCUCAGAUGCAGAAUCCAAUCCCUUCCUGUCCUUUUCUUCCUCUGUAUCCACCUCAACUGGGAUUGGAUCCCCAUGCUCUCUGUCGGAGGACUUCCUUGACCCAUUGAGGAAGCUGACCACAGAACAGAAGGAGCUGGUGGAGACAUUGGUUUCCUUACAAGAAAAAUAUGAGUUUGCUGAUCAGCAGAGCUAUGAGGAGACUUUGAAAGAUUUUGAUGCUCGGAAGCAUGAUUCCCUGGACCCUCAGACAUUUCUGACAUCCAUGGCCUCAACCUUUGUCCUCAUUACACAGCUGAUUGUGGAGUUUGCUAAAGGCAUGCCAGGUUUCCUCACUUUAUCCAAAAAUGACCAGAUUACUUUACUCAAGUCAUCAUCCACUGAAGUCAUGUCUAUACGGGCAGCUAGAUGUUACGAUAUAGAAUCCAGAUCCAUUGUGUUUGGUAAUGGACAACCAUGCACUGUUGAUAACAUGAAAGCCGCAGGGCAGGGCCGAUACUGUGAGCUUUUGUAUGAGUUCUGCCACAACAUGGCUUCCUAUAAGACAGACAAUGCAGAGUAUGCCAUGUUUACAGCAAUUUGCAUUUUCUCAGAGCGCCCUGGCCUACAGGCUAAAGAUGAGGUGGAGAGGAUUCAAAGUAAAUAUGUGGAGGUGCUGCAGGCAUAUGAGUAUGCAAAACGAGGUCGUGGAGGAAGUGCCUUGGCUCGUCUCUUGUCACGGCUAACAGACUUACGGACCAUCAGCGUGGAACAUUCUAAAGUUCUCGUCGAACUUGACUUAAAUAAGAAUGGACCUGAUGUUCCGGCCAUCAUAAGGGAUAUCCUUCUGCUUCCCCCUGAGGGAAACUAG
Candidula unifasciata is the source of this 1355-nucleotide messenger RNA. NCBI's taxonomy places the organism in Eukaryota, Metazoa, Mollusca, Gastropoda, Stylommatophora, Geomitridae. The record is from the annotation of a GenBank genome assembly.